AUGAAGCUACCUGUAUCCACUUUGGCAUUAUUGGCCACUUGUGCCGUUGCACAGGGACUUACAAUUCCGAAUGUUGGCGAUAUCCAGACGCCAAUGCAGCUGGGGGGCAACAUCCAGCACUCGUUCAAGAACGCCGCUUCCACACUGCUGGACAAGGCAAUUUCGGUCUUUGGUUCUACUGAAGGCCUCACUGAUGAGCUGAAAUCAACUUGGGCCGAUAUGGAGAUGAAGUUCCCCACAAUGAUUUCUCAGAUGUCGUUUGAGUCCAAGCCAAAGUUCAAGGUUGCCAAGAGACCUUCUUCGCACUACGAUUUCCAUGUGGCCAACGAGCAAUUGUCCAAUUACAAGCUCAGAGUCAAGAAGAACGAUCCUGGUGAACUCGGAGUUGACUCUGUGAAGCAAUAUUCGGGCUAUCUGGACGUUGAAGACGAAGACAAGCACUUUUUUUACUGGGCGUUUGAAUCCAGAAAUGAUCCUAAGAACGAUCCUGUCGUGUUGUGGUUGAACGGAGGCCCCGGAUGCUCUUCUCUGACCGGAUUGUUUUUUGAAUUGGGUUCUUCUUCGAUUGACGAGAACAUCACUCCCGUCUACAACCCUCACUCCUGGAACUCAAACGCUACCGUGAUCUUCCUUGACCAACCAGUCAAUGUCGGAUACUCGUACUCGUCGUCUUCCGUUUCGGAUACCGUUGCUGCCGGAAAGGAUGUUUACGCCUUCUUGCAGCUGUUCUUCCAACAGUUCCCCGAAUACACCAAGAACAAGUUCCACAUUGCCGGUGAAUCUUAUGCUGGCCACUACAUCCCUGUGUUCGCAUCCGAGAUUUUGACUCACGACGAGCGUAACUUCAACUUAUCGUCAGUCCUGAUCGGAAACGGACUGACUGAUCCUCUUACCCAAUACAAGUACUACGAGCCAAUGGCAUGUGGUGAAGGUGGAGAACCAUCUGUUCUGUCUGAGGCGGAAUGCCAAGGAAUGCUGGACACCCAGCCAAACUGUCUUUCUCUGAUUGAGUCGUGUUAUGAUUCGCAAUCGCUCUUCUCGUGUGUUCCAGCUGCGAUCUACUGUAACAACGCACAGAUGGGGCCAUACCAGAAGACCGGUCGCAAUGUAUACGACAUCCGUGCGAUGUGCGAGGGUGGAAGUCUGUGCUACAAGGGCUUGGACUACAUCACUCAAUAUCUCAACCAAGAUGUUGUGAAGGAGAAGCUUGGUGCAGAGGUUGAAACCUACGAAUCCUGCAAUUUCGACAUCAACCGUAACUUUUUGUUUGCCGGUGACUGGAUGAAGCCAUAUUUCAAGGCUGUGACUGCCCUGCUCGAGGCUGACUUGCCAGUCUUGAUCUAUGCUGGUGACAAGGACUUCAUCUGUAAUUGGCUCGGUAACCAGGCCUGGACCGAUGUUCUUCCAUGGUCCGGAGCUGAUGGAUUCGCCGACGCCAAGGUGAGAAGCUGGAAGGUUGAUGGCGAGAAGGCUGGUGAAGUCAAGAACUUUGAAAACUUCACGUUCUUGCGCGUUUACGGCGGUGGCCACAUGGUUCCAUACGACCAGCCAGUUAAUGCCCUAAGCAUGCUCAACACGUGGUUGGAUGGAAAAUACUCCUUUUAG
Kuraishia capsulata CBS 1993 is the source of this 1605-nucleotide messenger RNA. RefSeq lists its product as uncharacterized. Gene Ontology annotation, cellular component: fungal-type vacuole. The transcript has a single exon. Lineage: Eukaryota; Fungi; Ascomycota; Pichiomycetes; Pichiales; Pichiaceae. The record is from RefSeq and is a predicted model, not a curated record. Gene Ontology annotation, molecular function: serine-type carboxypeptidase activity. The coding region runs from base 1 to 1605 and encodes 534 amino acids. Gene Ontology annotation, biological process: proteolysis.